CCAAGAACUCAACCUCCAAAAAGCUAAUUAAGCAAGGCAAGAUCUUAAUCGGCCUAGCUAGCUAAGCUAGAUUAGAUCAUUAGCUAGACUCUUGAUUUAAUCAUCCUCCACGAGCUAGCUAGCUAGCAGCGCACGGCCGGCGGCGAGGAUGGUGAAGCAGCUGGUGCAUGACGAGGAGAAGCAGCGGCUGCUGCUGGAGGAGCACACGGAGAAGCACUUCACCGCCGGCGAGGUGGUGCGCGACAUCAUCAUCGGCGUGUCCGACGGGCUCACCGUGCCGUUCGCCCUCGCCGCGGGGCUGUCCGGAGCCAACGCGCCCUCCGCGCUCGUCCUCACCGCCGGCCUCGCCGAGGUCGCCGCCGGCGCCAUCUCCAUGGGCCUCGGAGGGUAUCUGGCGGCGAAGAGCGACGCGGACCACUACCACCGCGAGCUGCAGCGCGAGCAGGAGGAGAUCGACACCGUCCCCGACACCGAGGCGGCGGAGAUCGCGGAGAUACUGUCGCAGUAUGGGCUGGGCCCUCAGGAGUACGGGCCCGUCGUCAACUCCCUCCGCAACAACCCCAAGGCCUGGCUUGAGUUCAUGAUGAAGUUUGAGCUGGGGCUGGAGAAGCCGGAUCCAAGGAGGGCGGUGACGAGCGCGGGGACGAUCGCGCUGGCGUACGUGGUGGGCGGGCUGGUGCCGCUGCUGCCCUACAUGUUCGUGCCCACGGCCGACCGCGCCAUGGCCACCUCCGUCGCCGUCACCCUCGCCGCCCUCCUCUUCUUCGGCUACGUCAAGGGCCACUUCACCGGCAACCGCCCCUUCCUCAGCGCCCUCCAGACCACCGUCGUCGGCGCCCUCGCCUCCGCCGCCGCCUUCGCCAUGGCCAAGGCCGUCCAGUCCAUCUAAAUCUAAAUUCUAAUUAAUUAAUUAGCAGCAAUUAAAUUAGCAGAAUAAGUGUUGCACAAAUGUAAAAUGUAAUGUACUUCAUGCUAGUUAAUUAUCGGACUAUGUACAUUGCUGCCUACUAGACUUACUAUAGGUGUGUAUCACUAUUCACUAGUUAGCUAGCCCUAAGUGUACCAUGUACACGUGAUAUGAUCCGAGUGUAUUGCCGUCGCUCAUCAAUUCGUCUACUUCGUCCGUCCUCCGUCCUUAAAUGUUUAAUGUCAUUUACUU
Molecule: messenger RNA, 1159 nt
Organism: Oryza brachyantha (malo sina)
Lineage: Eukaryota; Viridiplantae; Streptophyta; Magnoliopsida; Poales; Poaceae
Product: vacuolar iron transporter 2
Exons: 4
Coding region: 149-889 (246 amino acids)
Biological process (GO): intracellular manganese ion homeostasis
Cellular component (GO): vacuolar membrane
Molecular function (GO): manganese ion transmembrane transporter activity; iron ion transmembrane transporter activity
Source: RefSeq, a predicted model, not a curated record